This is a messenger RNA of Psylliodes chrysocephalus, 1612 nucleotides long. NCBI's taxonomy places the organism in Eukaryota, Metazoa, Arthropoda, Insecta, Coleoptera, Chrysomelidae. The record is from the annotation of a GenBank genome assembly.
CUUUUUUCAAAUAUUUAUUCUUUUAUAAAAUAGUGUAGUGGAUUCAUAAAAUCUCCUAAUUUCCAUCCUUGUUAGAUUAAAGCAAACUAAAAUGUUUAUAACCGACAAAUUAGUGACCGACUUGAUCAUAGCGAUUGCAACCCUUGUAAUCGCUGCAUACUUUUAUAUCAAAUACAAGUACAGCUAUUGGACCAAAAAGGGUAUUCCCCAAAUUCCACCCAGUUUCCCAUUUGGUAAUUACCCGAAAGGUUUACCAAAAGGUAUAUCCUUGGGGUCGUAUUCUGAAACAUAUUAUGACGAAUUAAAAAAAGAAGGACACAAAUUAGGAGGUGUCUAUUUGGGUUUGGAUCCAUAUCUGGUUAUCACUGAUGUUACAUAUGCGAAACGUGUUUUGACUAAAGAUUUUUCAAGUUUCGUCGACCGUGGUCUCUUUUACAAUAAAAAAAGUCCCCUUAGUGUGAACAUAUUAACGCAAGGCGGAGAUGAGUGGAAAACCGCAAGGGCCAAAUUUACAAGUAUAUUCACAUCUGCCAAAAUGAAGUACUUUUUUUCUACCAUAAAAAAAUGCAGUGAUGAAUUAAGAACCAAUUUGGAAGUCAUUGCGAAAGAUGAUAAUGCAGAUGUUGAUAUUUACGAAAUUCUGGCUUGCUACUUUACGGAUGUGAUAGGAUCGGUCACUUAUGGUGUCGAGGCCAACAGUUUCAAAUCUCGAGACGCCAUUUUCAGGAAAUUAGGACGGGAUAUAUUUGAAUACUUUACGGUACCGUUCCAAAUUAAUUUAUUCUUAACCAUUUGUUACCCAAAAAUAGCCAAAAAUUUUAAUAUGGGUAGCUUCCAACCUCAGAUUGAAAAAUUCUUCAGAAAGUUUGUACCGGAAGCUCUCGAACACAGAAUCAAGAACAAUAUACACAGAGCGGAUUUCCUGCAGUUAUUGAUAGAAAUGAAAAAUUCUGGAAUUGACUUGACAGAAGAUGAAAUGGUUGCACAGUCGUUCAUGUUCUUUGCGGCUGGCUUUGAAACAUCAUCAACAGCUUCCAUGCUUAUGCUUUACGAGAUGAGUAAAAACCAGGAUAUUCAAAAAAGAGCCAGAAUCGAAAUUAAUGAUGUGUUUGCAAAAUAUGGAGACUUUACUUAUGAUGCCAUACAUGAAAUGCCAUAUCUCUCUCAAGUAUUUAAUGAAACCAUGAGGAAAUAUCCAGCACUAACGACACUCAAUAGGGUCUGUAUUAAAGACUACCAAUUUCCCGAUACUAACGUAGUAAUUGAAAAAGGAACUGGCAUCAUUUUACCGGUUCUAGGAUAUCAUUUGGACCCAAACAUAUUCCCAGAUCCACAUAGAUUUGAUCCUGAUAGAUUUGAAGACAAAAAUGUUAAAUAUGAAGGAUAUUUUCCAUUUGGAGAUGGACCCAGAAACUGUAUAGGAGCAAGGUUAGGAAUUUUGCAGGUGAAGUUAGGUGUGGCGGAAAUAAUUAGGAAUUAUGAGGUCUCUCUUAGUCCAAAAGUUGCAGAACCAUUGGAGUAUGAUCGAUUUACUUUUGCUACAAAGUUCACGGAAAUAAUCUUACUACGAUUAAAGAAAAUCAAUUAUUAGUGUUUAUUUCAAGUAAUUGGA